AGGGCGUGAACCAGGAAGAAGAAAACGAAGCCGUUGGGGUGUCACGCGUGGUUUCCACCCUAAGAACAACAUUUCAGGACUGUUGUUGGAUGAAAGUUGAACAAAACGGACAGAAACUUGUUGGGCCGACCGAGCUCCACGUAAAUUUCCGCAACAUGUGCGAUUUGGAGGCGCGAGUCUGCGCCAUUUUGGACGUCAUGGUAACGGCCACCAUGUCAGAAAUGGACAAAGUUAUCGGAAGCUCGGAUCCCAACGAGGCUCCGGCUGGGACAGAAAAUAAACAGACGUCCUGUUUGGAGCAGAAGGUGAUGCACUUCAACAUCCUCCUGGCGUCUCUGGCUCAGGAAGCUGUGGAGAAGAUCUGCCAGCUGUUUGAGGAAAGCUCGUCCGUGCUGCGGCUCGAAGUGUCGCAGGGCGCGGCGGAGAUCGAAGACCUGAGGAUGAGGCUGAGGGAGGUGGAGAUGGACCUGAAGCUGGUGAUGGAGGGAAACGCAGAGCUGGGAGGCCAGGAGGAAGUGACGGAGGAGCAGACGGAGGAGAUGAGAGGAGAAGAAGAAGGAUCCCCGGGGAGUCUGUGCAGAGUUUUGGUUGGUGGUGAAACCGGAGUGAGGAGGUCGCCUAUAAUCCACCUGUGGAAGAACAGAACCUGUGAGGUAAAUCUGUGGCUUGCAGUGAGUUUUGUUGAUCCAUUUAUGCCUUAUUUAAACGACUGUGCUGUCUGAAAACUCCCAGCAUUCCCAGAUGUCGAUUGGGGAGAAAGUCCAUGUUUAGAUGUCUUGAAUCCAAUAUUUAAAUUUCUUUAUGGUUAGAAAUCCAAGCAGAGGGACGUUGGAGUAGGGGAUACAAUCAUUUUUCACUAUAAUGAACAAGAUAAAUGGUUUGAAUUUCCCUCUUCUCUCUCUGAAUCAAUGAAGCCUCUUUUUCAAUUCCUCUGGGAUUUGGGGUCAUAGUUCACUCUGCAAAAACAUAAAACAUGUUUUUGGUCUAGUUUUUAAUGCUAAUACCUGAGGUCACUUCAAAUAUGAAAACUUACAAGUAACCUCAUCAAGAUAAAGGAGCUUGAUUUAAGUCAAUAAUUACUUAA
Molecule: messenger RNA, 1084 nt
Organism: Poecilia reticulata (guppy)
Lineage: Eukaryota; Metazoa; Chordata; Actinopteri; Cyprinodontiformes; Poeciliidae
Source: RefSeq, a predicted model, not a curated record